Molecule: messenger RNA, 2927 nt
Organism: Xyrauchen texanus (razorback sucker)
Lineage: Eukaryota; Metazoa; Chordata; Actinopteri; Cypriniformes; Catostomidae
Gene: dnm1l
Product: dynamin 1-like
Exons: 20
Coding region: 92-2275 (727 amino acids)
Biological process (GO): mitochondrial fission; mitochondrial fragmentation involved in apoptotic process
Cellular component (GO): mitochondrion; membrane; microtubule
Molecular function (GO): GTP binding; GTPase activity; microtubule binding
Source: RefSeq, a predicted model, not a curated record
GGGUUCACUGUGCUUGCGUGAGGGACAUUGGAUGACUUUGUGCCGUGUUUAGCUCUUUCAUUUUGACAGGAAAAAGGAGAUCGUUAACGCGAUGGAGGCUCUUAUUCCUGUCAUUAACAAGCUCCAGGAUGUCUUUAACACAGUGGGGGCAGAUAUUAUCCAGUUGCCCCAGAUUGCAGUGGUGGGAACGCAGAGCAGCGGGAAGAGCUCUGUGCUGGAGAGUUUGGUUGGCAGAGACCUCCUGCCCCGUGGGACGGGCAUCAUCACCCGCAGACCACUCAUCCUGCAGCUGGUUAACGUAGACGCAGAGGACAGAAGAAAGACUGGAGAGGAGAACGACCCCAAUGCCUGGAAAAAAGGACGCCUUUAUAAAGGAGUGGAUGGAGAAGAGUGGGGGAAAUUUCUACACACCAAAAACAAGCUCUAUACAGAUUUUGAUGAAAUCAGGCAAGAAAUUGAAAAUGAAACGGAAAGAAUUUCUGGCAAUAACAAGGGGAUCAGUGAUGAGCCAAUACACCUGAAAAUCUUCUCACCACAUGUUGUAAACCUCACACUGGUGGACCUGCCUGGCAUCACAAAGGUUCCGGUGGGAGAUCAGCCGAAAGAUAUUGAGCUUCAGAUCCGUGAACUUAUCCUGAAAUACAUCAGCAACCCAAACUCCAUCAUCUUAGCUGUCACUGCGGCUAACACAGACAUGGCCACAUCUGAAGCUCUGAAAGUAGCUCGCGAGGUGGAUCCAGACGGUCGCAGAACACUGGCGGUCGUGACUAAACUAGAUCUGAUGGAUGCCGGUACUGAUGCAAUGGAUGCACUUAUGGGAAGGGUCAUUCCUGUCAAACUUGGACUGAUCGGAGUGGUAAACAGGAGUCAGCUGGACAUCAAUACUAAAAAAAGUGUACAAGAUGCUAUUCGUGAUGAGCAUGCCUUCCUACAGAAGAAAUACCCCUCUCUCGCCAACAGAAACGGAACCAAAUAUCUCGCCAGAACAUUAAAUAGGUUGUUAAUGCACCACAUAAGGGACUGUCUACCAGAGCUGAAGACACGUAUCAAUGUUCUGGCUGCCCAGUAUCAGUCUCUGCUCAGCAGCUACGGCGAGCCGGUUGAGGACAAGAGCGCCACCCUGCUGCAGCUCAUCACAAAGUUUGCCACUGAGUACUGCAACACUAUUGAAGGAACAGCCAAAUAUAUUGAGACAGCUGAACUGUGUGGUGGUGCAAGGAUUUGUUACAUUUUCCAUGAGACAUUUGGCAGGACACUGGAAUCUGUUGACCCUCUUGGUGGACUUACAACCAUAGAUGUACUUACAGCUAUCAGGAAUGCUACGGGUCCACGUCCUGCUCUGUUUGUGCCUGAGGUUUCAUUUGAGUUGCUGGUGAAGAGGCAGGUGAAGCGUCUGGAGGAGCCCAGUCUGCGCUGUGUAGAGCUUGUGCAUGAGGAGAUGCAGAGGAUCAUUCAGCACUGUAGUAACUACAGCACUCAGGAGUUGUUAAGGUUUCCAAAACUCCAUGAUGCCAUAGUAGAAGUGGUCACCUCUCUGCUCCGGAAGCGGCUGCCAGUCACCAAUGAAAUGGUUCACAACCUUGUGGCGAUUGAGCUUGCUUAUAUCAAUACAAAGCACCCAGACUUUGCAGAUGCUUGUGGACUCAUGAACAACAACAUUGAGGAGCAGAGACGUAAUCGAAUGAGAGAGAUGCCCUCAGCUGUGCCUCGUGAUAAGUCCUUAAGGGGUCCUGGUGGGCAGUCAGUUUCACCCACUGAGCAGCUGCCUGCUGAGGGCGAUGGUCCCAAGAUGGCUGGAGGAGCUCAAGGAGAGCAGGAAGGAGGAACAGGGACCUGGAGAGGCAUGCUGAAGAAGGGAGACGAUAUUCAGGGAGACGAUAGGACCAAACUGCAGAGCUCCAUCCAAGCCAGCCCUCAGAUAGGACAUGCAGUCAACCUACUUGAUGUGCCAGUGCCAGUUGCCAGGAAACUCUCUGCUCGUGAACAGAGGGACUGUGAGGUCAUUGAGAGGCUGAUUAAAUCCUAUUUCCUUAUUGUCCGUAAAAACAUUCAAGACAGUGUACCAAAGGCUGUGAUGCACUUCCUGGUGAACCAUGUGAAGGACAGCUUACAGAGUGAGCUGGUGGGGCAGCUGUAUAAACCCGCUGUGCUGGAUGACCUCCUCACAGAGUCAGAGGACAUGGCCCAGCGGCGUAAUGAGGCUGCAGAUAUGCUCAAGGCCUUGCAGAAAGCCAGUCAGGUGAUCGCCGAAAUUCGAGAAACACACCUGUGGUGAAGUUCGGUGCAGAUGUACCACUCCCUUUCUCUUUCACUCAAGUCCUGCGGUCUGUACCGGGCCUGUCCCUUACUGUCUGGAUUUCACAGGCAGCCAACUUGAAAAAUGCACUGGUGUCAAUUUGUGUGUAUUGAAUAUAGUUUUAUUAUGUAUGCGAUGGACUUGAACUACAUUGAGGGCAUAUAACGACCACCUUCACACCGUCCCAUUCAGUGAUAUCUUCAUUCAUGUAUUUAAGCUACCAUGUAUGCGCUAGAUAACGUGUGUGGCCUGUUAAAGGACUGUUUGUUGCUGAUGUAGUCUAAAUUAAAGGUAGUGAUAUAAACAAACACCUGCAUUUUUGUGUUCUAGGCUGUGAAAAUAGCUUUGCUCAAGCUAACAAAUUUUUAAAUGUAAAUAAGAUUUUGAUGUUAUUGUGCCAUUUAUAGUAAUUUAAGACAGGAAAAAUUUUCAUGCUUUAUUUGCAUCUUUGGAAAUGCUUUAAUCGAUCAUCAUUUCUGAUACCUUAUUUAUCUACUUUUUUCACUUUUAAUCAUAUAAACUUAAUGGUGAGGCUGCUUUACGUAGUGUAUUAGGUAAGUUUCAUGCAGUUUAUUUGUAUAAUUCUGCAUUCAUAUGCGAUUCUUGCAAAACCUGUUAAGAUAACUUCCUG